Messenger RNA from Humulus lupulus (European hop), 2735 nucleotides. RefSeq lists its product as uncharacterized. Lineage: Eukaryota; Viridiplantae; Streptophyta; Magnoliopsida; Rosales; Cannabaceae. The record is from RefSeq and is a predicted model, not a curated record. Bases 600 to 1580 code for a protein of 326 amino acids. The transcript is spliced from 2 exons.
UUCAGCCGCCCUUCCCUCAGCCAGAAACCGCCCAGCCCCUCCCGAACCUCCCUAGCCAUCCUCGCCUCCGAGCCAGCCACCGACCCAGGCGGCAUUCCACCUAGCUCCGCCCCACACCGCCUCACCACUCCGAAACCCCCUCGCCUUCUCCAUCUCACCCAACCACUCCGAAACCCCAUCGCCUUCUCCAUCUCGCCCCACCACAACACACUCUCGUCGUACCCAAACUCACGCACCACCACGACCCCGGCCAGGCGAGCCCUUGCCCUUUGCACGCCUCAGCCAAGCAGCACCCAGCCUCUCCGCCUCUCCACCUCACGAAGACCCUAGGCCAUUCACCCAGUCCAGGCGCAAGGCCCCGAACCAGUCCCCGUGAGCCCCUGCCUUUGCCUCUUCGUGCGCCGCAUCCGAGCCCAAGCCCCACCAACACACUCGGACUACCAGGCGCGGCUCUGCUCAGCCACGGCACUCUCGGCCCAGUCCACUUCGGUGCAUCACAGUCCGAGCAUUCCCACGGUCAUCUGAGACUCUAAACAUAUGGGGUGCUCCAUUUGUGUAUGAUAAGCUUGUGAAUUAGGUGCUGUCUUUUUGUGCCCAUCAUGACCAUCAAAACACGAGCACAGAGAAAAAAGACCAACACUAUCCCACCACCAACCUCUAGCCCACAAACAACCAAAACACCCAAGAAAGCAUCCAAAAACACCACUGUCCCACCAAAGACCCCACAAAUCUCCACUGCCCCACUCCUACUGCCUCCCCCAACAGCCAGAAAUGCUCCUACCACCACAUCAAAACGACCCCGACACAAAUCCAAAAGAGCAGCCCCACAAGCAUCAACUGUGCCCCCACCAAAGCAGCAAAAGAUUGCCACUGCUGCCACCACAGCUGCCCCACCUCAUAAAACCAAGCAACCAGCUACCCCUUCACACCCUGCCCGAAAAGUUACUUCAGCUCAAGCCAAGGCCAGAUUUGAGUCUAUAAAGACCAAGAAAUUAUUUCCAGAGAGAGGAUUUUUGCCAACUACUAGGGAGGUGCCUGCCUUUCUCACUACUGUCAUUGAGCAACACCAGUGGGAACUUUUCUGCCAGAAACCAGAGUAUGCCAUUAUUCCAGUGGUCAAGGAAUUUUAUGCCAACCUUGCCUUCGCUGAAAAUUCUGAAGUGUUGGUUCGCGGCAAGGUGGUCUCUUUUGCGGGUGAGGCUAUUAAUGCCCUCUUUGGGUUAGCCAACGUUGACAGCUCAACUUAUAAUGAAAUGAUCUUGGCACCUACCCCAGCUGAUUUUGACAAGGCGCUGCAGUGCGUCGCAGCCCCUGGAACUCAAUGGUGCAUCUCUUCUGGCGGUGUGCGUACUCUCUUGCACACCUCCAUUUUGCCUAAAGCUGCAGUGUGGCUUAGCUUUCUGAAGUGUCGAUUACUGCCCACCACACAUGACACUACGGUGUCCACAGAGAGGGUGUUCUUGUUGUAUUGUAUACUGGCUGGGCUGGGUGUCAAUGUUGGCCAGAUCAUCUCUAGGCAGCUUGCUAGCUGUGCUAGAAAGAAGAAAGGGAAGUUGUUCUUUCCCUCACUCAUCACAUAGCUAUGCAUUAGAGCUGGGGUAUCUGUUGCUUCCACCGAGGAUAUCCUUUUCGAGCGCCGGGAUAUUGAUUUCUCUCUGAUUGGCCAGACUCGUGCACCUGCCUCAGCCUCUGGGCCUUCCGCCGUGCCUCCCCCAGUUCCGCUCACUGACAUCAUUGCCCGGCAGCAGGAGAUUCUUGGUCGGUUGGUGUCUAUGGAAGCUCAACAGCAUGCUUACUGGAAGUAUGCUAAGCAGCGGGAUGCAGCCCUCAUCAAAUCCCUCUAGCGCAACUUCAACAAACCAACAGCUCCAUUCCCAGUCUUUCCCAACUCCAUCCUGGAGGCGUGGACCGCGCCAGCUGUGCCUGAUGGCCCUAGUCCUUCGGCUGCUGAUUCCGAGGACUAGGAGGAGGGAGAUUCUUUAACCCACUUUUGAUUUGUAAUUAUUAUUAUUAUUGUUUUGUAAUUAAUUCUGUUCUUGAACUCUCUGGUGGUCUACUCUUAUUAUCUACUAUGUUGCUUCUAUGUGUGUGUUUUGUUGCUUGUUCUGUUCCUGUCUUGUUAUUUAGUUAAUCUUGUAGCGAUACUCUUUGCUUUUGUUCAUAUGUAACUAGGGGGCUCCAUGACAAUUUCUUUACUCAAUCUAAGUUGCCGCUUAAUGUUUUUCUUUCUUGAGUUUUCAACUAAAUUCUUUGGAUGUAAAUGUUGCUAGCCAUUGAUUGAUGCAAUUGUUUCUCCUUUUAGUUGGUGCAUAGUUGGAUUAAACAAUUUUGAGACCCUAGAACGAGCUAGUUUCUUGUGAGAGCUUAAGUUUCUAGAAUUACUUAGCGAUUUUCCUUGAGGCGAAAUCCUAGACAAUACCACACCGAUGACAUGAUUUAGGCCAUCUUUGGACUGUUUGAGCCUUUGCAGCCUACCUUGUAUGCAUUUUUAUCCCUAGUCACCCCAUUGAGCUUAAGUGUCAUUUUUCUUUCUUAGCCACUCAUUAGCCUAGCUUUACAUAUAUAUAUUCACAUCUUUUCACCACACCCUUUUAGCACCUUGAUCUUUAUAGGAUUUAUUUGUUGUGCAUUUUGGGGGUUGUGAUGAGUUGAGUGUGAGCAAGAAACUUGGGUGAGCGUUUUCCUUUUCUUAUUUUGCUUGUUUUCACCAUUAGGGACAAUGUUGAUUUUAAGUU